Messenger RNA from Cryphonectria parasitica EP155, 1185 nucleotides. RefSeq lists its product as uncharacterized. NCBI's taxonomy places the organism in Eukaryota, Fungi, Ascomycota, Sordariomycetes, Diaporthales, Cryphonectriaceae. The transcript is spliced from 5 exons. Bases 1 to 1185 code for a protein of 394 amino acids. The record is from RefSeq and is a predicted model, not a curated record.
AUGUCGACUUUGAGGCUGGGCAUUUCAAAUUUAGAUAGUGAUGUGGUCAUGGGUGAAGAAUUUUGGGGAAACCCCCCGCCCAAUACUUGCAAUUUUGCCAUAACCAAGACAACAUCACUGGCCAUGAGCUACCGCGUAUCGGGGUCGGACAGUAAGAAGUUGGUCCAGCUCAAGGAGGUCGCUAAACAGGACGCUGGCGAGGGUACCCGUAGACCUGCCGACUCUGAGGAACAUAAUAGGGGCUCUGCCGUCGGUGAGUUCCACGAGCCUCUUGUCCACAGUGCCAAUGAGCCUCUCGAGCUAGACAAGCACAUUAGAGAGCUUGCUGCCAUCGACAACACCGAAGACCGGGCCCAGCCGGAGCAGCAAGCUGAGAAGCCUGCCUUCGACCACAAUAUCAACUUGCCUCCCCAGCUCAAGGAUAAGAUGCCCGUUGUUCUUGUUGCUAGCCAGCCCAGUGGGCACGAGGACCAGAUACGAGACCCCCGAAACCACCAUGCCCUUCACGCUGCCCGGCUUGUUAUCGACUAUAAUUCUCAGGCUAUUGCUGACGGUAGCACCAAGGCUGCCCUUCUUGAGGAGUAUGCCGGACAGGCCGCUGUUCAUGCUGUCAACAAAGCUGGCCAGCCUGUGGGAGACAGACUCGCUGGAUACCUGAUUUUUCUGCUUGACGAGAUGAUCGAGGCGCUUUUCAAGCCCAUCAGCAACCCCAGCCUUCAGGCCCGCAUGAUGUUCCCUGAUCCUCAAUGCCUCGCCAGUCCUCCAGCCUUUCUGAUGCGGCAAACUUUUGUCCAACAGGCUCACGAAGCCAAGGCGAAGCACCGAGGACAUGUCACCUUGGCCGCCAUGCAGGAUCCGGGUGUCCCCGGCCAAUCUGUAGAAUCCGCCAUACAAUUCGCCGACCCAUUCCAAUUCCGGAACCUGAACACAAACCAAAAGAUCUUACACACCAGGAGGAACAACUUGUCAAGUGAAAAGGUCACCCCCGGGCUGCGCUAUGCUAUGGCUAAGGAGGACUAUGAGGUUAGGAUGGAGAAGGCACCCGCUGUCGUGUUGGCUAGGGAAGAUAUCCCGGACAAAAUGCCGGCGCUGCCGCCUAUCCUAUGUAAUCGGGGUCUCGCAGCAGAGAGACAGAGGGCCAACACGAGGAUGAGGGCUAAGUGGGAGGAUAUUGUGUGGGGGUGA